AAGCGCAGAAUAAAGUCCUACGGCAUUUCGGUUCCACCAGCCUCUUGGCCGUGGCACCCCUUGCGACAACCGCGGGCGCUCUAGAGGGACGCGCCAGCUCGGCUCGCUGUCCUCAUGAGCACGCAAAGCACCGCCCGCGUCCCCGGGGCUCUGUGGAAGGGACGGCAGCUCCCGGAGCGCAAGGAGCCGCCCAUCGCGGCCUGCCCCGGCCCGCGGAAGAGAGCAGCAUGCCGGGAGCCGUAGUCUCCGCUCGCCUCCGGCCCGGCGCCGCUCGCCGCUCGCAAGCCCGUGUCUCUGCAUCUUCCGGCCGCCUGCUCCUCCUGCCCUCGGAUGGAGGGCUCCGAGGAGCUGGAGAGCAGCCUCCUGACCCAGCCCUGGUCUUCGGUUUGCUUCGGGGAGUCCACUUUUCUUGCCAAAGUGCUCUUCAGGGAUACUGGCUAUAUCCUGCUGAUCUCUGACCUCAGGGGUGUCUGGUACGAGAGUGCAGAUGCUGAGGCUGUGGGACAAAGGUCCAAGGAGCUGAACAAGCGGCUGACGGUUCACGUGUCCUCCUUCCUGAACCACUUGUGCAACCUGAUGUGCCCCUUGCUGGCAGGGCAGCCAGGUACCACCACUGCCUUCUCCUGCCACCGCUCUCCCGGUGGCCUCAGGCUGCAUGUGAAAAGUGAGCUGUCAGGACUGCCCUUCUACUGGGACUUCCACUGCUGCCCUGCUCCCUUGGAGAUGGUGUUCCGUCACCUCGUGCGGCCUCUGAUUCAGAUGAACCUGGCACUGCAGCACCAGGUGCAAGAGCUGAUUUCCCUGCUGCUCCAGAAGGAUGCUGAGAUUGAAGAUUACAGGGAGAGUGGGGCCACUCUCAGCAGAGACCGCCUGCGGACAGAGCCCUUCCGGGAGGAGGUGUUUCAGCAGAACUUCAUGGCUGAGUUCAGCCCCAACGUCCCCGAGAAGACGCUGGGGGCCAGCGGCCGCUACGAGGGCAAGAUCGCGCGUAACUCGGAGCGCUUCAAGGAGCUGACGCCCAACUACAACCCCGACAUCAUCUUCAAGGACGAGGAGAACACUGGCGCCGACCGGCUCAUGACCCAGCGCUGCAAGGACCGCCUGAACUCCCUGGCCAUCUCUGUCAUGAAUCAGUGGCCAGGGGUGAAGCUGAGGGUGACGGAGGGCUGGGAUGAGGAUGGGCACCACUCAGAAGAGUCCCUACAUUAUGAGGGCCGAGCUGUGGACAUCACGACCUCGGACAGGGACCGCAACAAGUAUGGCAUGCUGGCUCGCCUGGCUGUGGAGGCUGGCUUCGACUGGGUCUACUACGAGUCCAAGGCACACAUCCACUGCUCUGUCAAGUCAGAGCACUCAGCCGCUGCGAAGACGGGGGGCUGCUUUCCCGGGCGGGCACUGGCAACGCUGGAGGACGGUGCCCAGACGCCGCUGUGGGCACUGCGCCCAGGCCAGCGAGUGCUGGCAAUGGACGGGGCAGGCAGGCCCAUCUACAGUGACUUCUUGGCUUUCCUGGACAAGGAGCCCCGUGCCCUCACCACCUUCCACGUCAUUGAGACACAGGAGCCACCCCGGCGCCUGGUCCUGACGCCCACCCACCUGCUCUUCGUGGCAGAGAAUGCCUCGGCGCCCACCACCCACUUCCGUCCCAUCUUUGCCAGCCUUGUGCACCCUGGACAUUUCGUGCUGGUGGUGGCUGAGGGGGGCAGCUUGCAGCCUGCUGAAGUGGUGCGGGUGUGGGACCGGCGAGAUGUGGGAGCCUAUGCCCCGCUGACACGCCAUGGGACGCUGGUGGUGGACGGCGUGGUGGCCUCGUGCUUUGCUCUGGUGCAGGAGCAACAGCUGGCACAGCUGGCCUUCUGGCCACUCCGGCUCUACCACAGUCUGGUGGGGUGGCCAGGGGUGCAGGGGGAUGGUGUGCACUGGUACUCAGGGCUGCUCUACCGCCUGGGCAGGCUGCUCCUGCCCCCUGACAGCUUCCACCCACUGGGGAUAUCCCAGGCGGAGAGCUGAGGGUGCAGCACAGCUCCAGCCAGCACAGCUGGUGGAGGUGGUGGAUGCAGGGUGACUCGCUGGGGACCAGCACCCCCCACCAAAGCUGGGUGCCCAUGGGGAGCUGCCUCCAGCCCUGCCUGCUUGGGGUACAGCCACCUCCUGGUUGGGAGCACCGAAGCUCCAUGGUGUGCCUCCUCCAUGUUCACCACCCCCUCCUCAUCUCCUGUUCCUGGGGACAGGAGGAAGGCAUGAAGGGUUUUCCCCCAGGACAGGGGGUUGCCCCUGGCUGGAUCCACAUGCUGCUAUGUGUGUGUGUGUGUGUGUGUGUGUGUGUGUGUGUGUGUGUGUGUGUAUGCAAUGUGUGUGUGUGUGCCGAAUUAGCUGAUGGAGGUCUGAUAAAUGAGUGGGAGGUGGAAGAGGAGAGAGCUCUGGCUGCUCCACCGGGGCUACCAGCCUGUCUGCACCCAGUGGGGAGGUGUUGGGAGAAGGGCCCAGGGCCCUUUGCUAGGCAGCCUGGGUAGGAAGGAGGGCAAUGCUAUUUCCACCUCUGGGACAUCUGGGAGGAGGGUGACCCAGGUACUGGGACUGUGCCUCAUCCUUAGCCCAGGUGCAGGGAGCCCCCAAAACAAGCAGGGGUGGGAGGUCUAGCACACCUCUGGCAUGAGACCUUCAACUUGGUGACACAAGUGCCACUGGAGUGAUAGACUGGAGAAUGAGGUGCCGACCUCUGCCCAAAGCCAGCACCAGAGGCACCCAGCUGGGCGUCCUGUGGGGCUGCUGUGACAGCAUGGGGUGCUCUGGCUGGCAGGAGGGGCUGUGGAGGCAGGCACAUGGGCAGGAGGAUGCAAAUGCCAGCCAGUCAUAGACACAAUGGUAAGGAUCAGGCACAGAGGCAGAAAACCUUCCCAGCAUCUGGCUUUGAACUGGCCCAGCCCAAAAGCCUUUUCCCCACUCCAAGGCUAAAAACACUCCUCAAGCUUCAGACCCUGUCUGACCUGACCUCCCCAAACCCGCAGUACCCCAAACCCUCAGGGUAAUUCGUUGCUGCUCACUCACUCCUGGGACCUGGGAAGAGUCCCAUCAGAUCUGCAGCCACAGUUCCCCCUCUCCAAAUCCUAGCUAGAUAAGUGGAGGGGAGGGGACUGAGGGAGGCUGUGACCCAUGUCCCCCCUGUAGCAUCACGCGUCUUUAUUUAUUUAUCUGCUCUUUGUAUGUACCAUAGAUGGGAGGCAGUGUGGGCGCAUGCAGGGUGAGAAAGAAGUGCAGGAUGGGGGUGGGAAAUCGUUUGGUUGGGGGGCUGAUUUUUUUUUUUUUAAGAAAAAGCAGAAAUUAUUUAAAGAUUAUUUUAAAGCACAGCUUUUAUGGUGAUUGUUGUCCAGGAUGAAGUGAGGGAGCGUGAGCAUGGCCGCUGGCAGGUGUAUUUUUGUCUCUUCACUGGAUGUACCUCUCCUGGUUGGGGACACAGCCCAAUAAAUCCAUUGUCUCCUCA
Molecule: messenger RNA, 3481 nt
Organism: Catharus ustulatus (Swainson's thrush)
Lineage: Eukaryota; Metazoa; Chordata; Aves; Passeriformes; Turdidae
Product: indian hedgehog protein
Exons: 8
Coding region: 331-2010 (559 amino acids)
Biological process (GO): double-strand break repair; cell-cell signaling; multicellular organism development
Cellular component (GO): nucleus
Molecular function (GO): patched binding; calcium ion binding
Source: RefSeq, a predicted model, not a curated record